Molecule: messenger RNA, 2153 nt
Organism: Gadus macrocephalus (Pacific cod)
Lineage: Eukaryota; Metazoa; Chordata; Actinopteri; Gadiformes; Gadidae
Product: tumor necrosis factor receptor superfamily member 14-like
Exons: 6
Coding region: 31-888 (285 amino acids)
Biological process (GO): positive regulation of T cell migration; apoptotic process; signal transduction
Cellular component (GO): membrane; external side of plasma membrane
Molecular function (GO): protein binding; transmembrane signaling receptor activity
Source: RefSeq, a predicted model, not a curated record
UUUUUUUUUUUCUCUCCCCAGGUAUUUCUGAUGAAUCUUGCAACUGAAGCCUACAAAAAAAAUACUUGGUUGAACUGCAAAAACAUGUUCUUCCAAUUGAUGUUUAUCUGUUCAGAUUAUAUUCCUAACAUUGUCGCUGGUAACAUGCCGAAGUGUUACAUGGAACAACAGUACAUUGUACGAGACCUUUGUUGCCCUAAAUGCCCUCCUGGAAAGAUGAUUUCUGAGGAUUGCAAAGAGCAAAGGAUAACAACUUGCACAAUUUGCCCCAAUGGUACUUUCCAAGAAGGCCUUAAUCAUCAGAGGCAAUGUGUAUCUACCUGUACAAAGUGUGAUGCAGGUCUCGGUCUGAAGGUGAAGAAGUCGUGUUCAUCAACAUCAGAUGCUGUGUGUGAGGUCCUGGAUGGAUUCUUCUGUAGUGACUCUAACGGAGGUGGAUGUAGGGCCGCUCAGAGACACACGGUUUGCAGUCCUGGUCAAUACAUCGGUCAAAGAGGAACAGCAGAUAAAGACACAGAGUGCCUUCACUGUACUGAUGGAACAUUCUCAAAUGGCACAUCAUCGUCUUGUCAGAACCACAUAAAAUGUGAAUCUGUGGGACUGAAACUGAUGAAACCAGGAACUGAUUCAACUGAUUCUGAGUGUGGAGAACAUGGUCCACACAGAGGACUAGAGAGAAGACAUGUGGCAGGAAUAAUGCCAGGAGUCAUACUGGUAAUGGCUUUAAUGGGAUUAAUCAUAGCCAUUAUUCACAGGAAGGAUAAAAAGAGCGCUGAAAGUACGAGGCAAAACAUUGUGCUUCCACCGAACCCACUGCACAAUGGUACCAGAACCACAUCGGUCCCAGACAGAAAUCCAACAACCCCUCCAGGAAAUUGCCGCGUCUGAGGACCCUCCUCCCACCAACGUUUCACCGACCCUGGUUUCCGAACUAGAGUCACCCCUUUAACACCAUCAAAGCUGAGUAUAACACGCAUAACCAACAAUGACUUGGAAUCACUUUUUUGUACAGUGAAUCACACAAUUCACCAUACCUAGAGAUUGGCAUGGUUCUUUACAGUUAGCCUAAUAGCUGUUAGUUAGCCUAAUGAUUUCUCAAUGCAAAUCAAACCAGCUAAUAGGCUAACUGAAAUAAAACCAUGCCCAUCUCUAGGUAUGAUGAAGGGUAUGUGAUGAUGUCGGGCUAUUUUAAUUCCAAAGGCUAAGGGAACUUAAUCAGGAUAUAUAGUAUCCUGGAUCCAUGAAAUAACUGGAACUGGAACCGGGAAUUUAACAUAGAGGUGUCUAUACUUGCGCACCCUGUAUUUUAAUGGAGAACAUCUAUUUAUAUACAAUACAUUAUUCAUUCACAAAGCAAUUUUUUUUUCCUUAAAGGUUGGAUUUUUCCUCAUUAGUUUAAUUAAGGCAUUAAGAUCAAUUUCCGAAAGAUUAAUUUGUAUUCCUCUUUUUAGUCGACUUUAUCAUGGGUGUCUUAACUUAUGCCUACCCCUGUAUGUUCCCCAACCCUGAUGCUGUGCCCUUUGUGUGAUUACUCACAGGACAGUGACCUAGAGGACGACGUGGACGCGGUGGACACAUCCACACAGACUCCCACUACAGCGGAUCCCUCCUAUCAGAGCCACGGAGUGAAGUCCGUGGAGCGCGGGGGGUUCACCUCUAGGGUGCGCUCAGUCGUGGUCAUGGUGAAGCAAAGAGAACUCCACGGCCGUUUAGAGGAGGUGACCCAGCUACCAGGACGCCAGACACCAGUCAAAGAAUCAAUGUUUGCCAAAGGCCUCGCAUUAUUUCACAUGAAGUUCUGUCAUUGACAUUUGCUGACCUAUAGCAAUUCAUGUGCAGUUUGUUUACAUCACGUUAUGUGAGUCUUUCAGCCUCAAAGGGGGAAUGAUGUAAAUUGUUUUAGUCUAUGCUAUUUAUGACGACAUGUUUCAAGGGUCAGACUACAAACAUUUGCCAUUUCCGCUAAAGCCAUGAAAUACCAAAGGUUUACCUGGGUAAAUUAGAACAUGUAAGCGUGGCUUAUUUACCAUUCCGCCCAUUCCCAGUAUAAACUGUUUGUUUACCUGUGUUCCAGAGAUGCUUCAUGAACCACCUCCAGAACGCAAGCUUGUUUACCUUGAGUCUCUGUUAGAAUAAACCACGUGUUGAACAUU